CACCAAAGCAGCACCACCAUUACCAAGCUCUAAACAGGCUGCCAUCAAGAGAUUCGUCACAGCUUUAAGCAACUAGGAAUUGAAUCACCCAUCAAAGAGAAAUGAUCAACUGCUCAACACAAGAAGCAAAGAAGUUGUUCCACCAGUUCUACCACCACCAUCAUCACCACUGAUACUAUAGCCACCUCCAAAAACUACUUUCAAACAAACCCAAAACGUAGCAUCAGCACCUAAGGAGAAUCACAACUUCCAAUCCAUAUUUUAGGUAUUAAACACAGAGAGGAAAUACUCCAACAAAGAUUGUGAUACCCCAAACCAACAUCACUGUCAACCAAUCAAUCCAUUCCUCUACCAACUGAACCACCAACUAAUUUAGGAAUAGAAAUCCAAAUUGGAACACACAGUAAAUGCUGGAACUAAAACAAACGAAAAAUAUACAGAGAAACGAAUAUUUACAGUAUGGACAUGAUAAUUCCUUACUCGAUUUGAGCCAUAAAGACCCAAAUCAAGCAAGGAAUUAACAUAGAUCUGGAAAAAAUAAAGAGGCGGUGAGGAUAAGAACGAGUUUCUUUUUUCGCAGGAAAGAGAAAGAGUGAAAGAAGAAAGAGGGACACGGGCUUAUUUGGAGUACAAAGUAAUGGGCCCUGAUAAACCAAACCGGAUCUAGGAAAAACUCACUCCAUGUCCCUGUCAACGCAAGUAUAUACCCAUUUCCAAUCCUCUGAGUCACACCGAGCGUCCAUAAAAAGAGAGUUUAUUUACAGGGGAACUCACCAUUCAGGACACAAGAACUCACAAUCACACGGCCCCUCUCGGUAGAGACAGACGGAGAGGAAUGGAGAAGGUUCGGGAAUCUUCGAUUGGUGCAUUUGCAGUACAAUGUGGGAAGUGCGAGAAAUGGAGACUAAUUCCAACCCAAGAGGAGUACGAGGAAAUCAGAGCAAACUUCAUAGAGAAACCGUGGUUCUGUGAUGACCAGUAUAAUGUGGAUUGUGAUGACCCAGCUGACAUAGAGUUAGACAAUACAAGAACAUGGGUUAUUGACAAACCUAACCUUCCAAAGUCACCAGCUGGUUUUGAAAGAGGUAUGACUAUAAGAAGUGAUUACCGUAGAAUGGAUGUCUUUUAUAGAGCACCAGGUGGAAAGAAAGUACGAUCACCGGCUGAUGUAGAGAAGUUUCUAGAGGCGAAUCCUGAACACAAAGCUGCUGGAGUUUCGGUGGCAGACUUCAAAUUUAUAACGCCGAAGAUAAUGGAGAAUACGAUUCCUGAAGGUGUGGUUGGUAGUAGUCAGAAGAGAAUGAAGAUGGAUGAUGAUUUCAUUGAUGACAUGUGAGAGGUGUUUGGGUGAAUUUUGGCAGGUACCAUGUUAUGUCCAUGUGAUUAGCCCAUAGGUGCACGAAUUCAUCAAAUGAGACAGUUUCAGGUCAGAUUUAUGUUUGUAUAGCUAGUUUGUUAGAAGGUAUAUGCGAGUCAUGUGACUGUGUUGUAGAUAUAUAUGUUACUAUCCUUCAGAGUUUCAAUUCUUCCACCGAUAUGGUGGCGUUUGCUCAACGCAUUUUAAAAGUGGAUGGAUGUUAUUCUAUACUCAGACUGGUGUUUUAGAAGAGAAAAUUUAUAAUGAUAUUGAAAUUUCACUAGCAA
Papaver somniferum (opium poppy) is the source of this 1644-nucleotide messenger RNA. RefSeq names its product methyl-CpG-binding domain-containing protein 4-like. Bases 836 to 1336 code for a protein of 166 amino acids. Gene Ontology annotation, molecular function: DNA binding; zinc ion binding. Lineage: Eukaryota; Viridiplantae; Streptophyta; Magnoliopsida; Ranunculales; Papaveraceae. The transcript is spliced from 2 exons. The record is from RefSeq and is a predicted model, not a curated record.